This is a messenger RNA of Seriola aureovittata, 1833 nucleotides long. RefSeq names its product VPS28 subunit of ESCRT-I (gene vps28). Gene Ontology annotation, molecular function: protein-containing complex binding. The transcript is spliced from 10 exons. Gene Ontology annotation, cellular component: ESCRT I complex. The coding region runs from base 74 to 745 and encodes 223 amino acids. NCBI's taxonomy places the organism in Eukaryota, Metazoa, Chordata, Actinopteri, Carangiformes, Carangidae. Gene Ontology annotation, biological process: protein transport to vacuole involved in ubiquitin-dependent protein catabolic process via the multivesicular body sorting pathway. The record is from RefSeq and is a predicted model, not a curated record.
CUCGGAGGAGGGUGUGUUUACAUUGACGUCAAAGCAGUUUGCCGAGAGGAUACAAUUCUGAUACAUCGGCAUCAUGUUCCAUGGGAUACCAGUUACAGGAGGUGUAGGGGGAGCUCCAGCCAAUAAACCUGAGUUAUAUGAGGAAGUGAAAUUAUACAAAAAUGCAAGGGAACGAGAGAAGUAUGAUAACAUGGCAGAGUUGUUUGCUGUUGUCAAGACCCUGCAAGCCCUGGAGAAGGCUUACAUCAAAGACUGUGUAACACCUAAUGAGUACACUGCUUCCUGUUCCAGACUCUUGGUUCAGUAUAAGGCUGCUUUCAAACAGGUACAGGGCUCUGACGUGGGCUCCAUCGACGACUUCUGCAGGAAGUACAGACUUGAUUGCCCACUAGCCAUGGAAAGGAUUAAGGAGGAUCGGCCAAUCACCAUCAAGGAUGACAAGGGCAAUCUGAACCGCUGCAUUGCAGAUAUUGUUUCUCUCUUCAUCACUGUGAUGGACAAGCUGAGACUGGAGAUCAGGGCAAUGGACGAGAUCCAGCCAGACCUGAGGGAGCUGAUGGAAACCAUGAACAGAAUGAGCAACAUGCCUCCAGACUCAGAGGCUAAGGACAAAGUCAGCCUCUGGUUGACCACCCUCAGCAGCAUGUCGGCCUCAGACGAAUUGGAUGAUAAUCAGGUGCGCCAGAUGCUGUUUGACCUUGAGUCGGCCUACAACGCCUUCAACCGCUUCCUCCACUCCUCUUAAAGCAUCCCUCCAUUAUAAAUCCAUGUGUCUGAAAUUGUGACUCUAAUACCUAUUAAGUUAAAAAAAAAAAAAAGCUCCACUUUCUCCUCAUGUUUAUUGGUCGGAAGUGGAUUUAAGUCUGGGGACAGGGUCUCUCUUUCCUGCUUCUCCUUUCUGUCUCUACAUUUGUUCCCUGUGUCUUUAUCCAUGUUGUGUACAAUUCAAAGUUCACCACCUUGUAGCGUAUACUCCACUGUUUGUGGUACAUCGUGCUGCUUGCAGCCUUGCCCGCCGGGCUCUUCCUGUGCUGUGAGAUGCUCCAUUGGCCUGUUUUCUAGCCAAACCUGUGUGAUGAAUCCUUUAACACUGGCUCUUUAUUCUGAUCUUGACAAAACAAUUUACUUCUAACUUUGUACUGUAAUUUCAAAAAAUGUCUAAUUUUAUACUUAAGUUUUGCAGAGCACCAACAGAGAAGCAUGAAUCAAUUAUAUUGGGCAAAUUCUGCACAUGAAGAAAAGGUUGCAACAGCCAAAGCCUUUGUAUUAUUGGAAAGAUGAAUAUAUAUAUUUUUUCUUUUUGGUACCCUAAAACUAUCUGCCGCCUGGAGACAUGUUUUGUUCUGUGUACCGUGAUUGUUUUCUAUUACACAAGUUUUUACUGUAGAAGCCUACAAUAGACUUUGUCAAUAGAGUGAAUUAAGCUGACAUACGUAACAUCUGCUCUGUCUGUCAAUUAACUGAUAAAAUGAAGCUGAAAUAUUUGUUUGGACUCUGAAGAUGAUUAGACUGCACUUCAAAUUAAUCUUUAUAUUGAAGCUAUGGUAGGAGGAAAUGGUUUAUGUUCAUCAUUUUGUCUAUUUGUAUACGUUUGGUCUUCUGUUAACAUGCUUAAUCCAUAUUUCCUUUAGAAGUGAGGGUUUGGCCACAUUAAGUGGGCAAAAGAGAGGUGGUCGCACCCCCUCCUUGUUUUGCUUACUAAAUAUGUUUCAACUCUCAAACAGCAUUAGGGAGAACAUAUUUAUUAAGAAUUAUCAUUGUAAAUAAUAGUUUGAUUUUUAAAUAAAAGCAUGUAACAUCUUUUUAGAAAUAAAGUUUAAAAAUCUAUCUCCA